This is a messenger RNA of Arthroderma uncinatum, 1842 nucleotides long. Its product is annotated as glucose-methanol-choline oxidoreductase. The record is from RefSeq and is a predicted model, not a curated record. Lineage: Eukaryota; Fungi; Ascomycota; Eurotiomycetes; Onygenales; Arthrodermataceae. The coding region runs from base 1 to 1842 and encodes 613 amino acids. Gene Ontology annotation, molecular function: flavin adenine dinucleotide binding; oxidoreductase activity, acting on CH-OH group of donors. The transcript has 2 exons.
AUGAAAUCUGCUGCUGACUAUGUUAUCGUCGGCGGAGGCACUGCUGGUCUCGUCAUCGCCGCCAGGCUCUCUGAAGACCCAAGCAAGACGGUCAUCGUCCUCGAAGGUGGCCAGAUAAUGACCGAGGACCCAAGAGUAAACAUCCCAGCUCUAUGGACUACGCUGAUGGGCUCAGAGGCCGACUGGUCUUUCGAGACAGUGCCCCAGCAUAGCUCGAGCAAGGUUGCUGACCUAGCUUUCUUUGAUCCCCUACAGGCGGAACUUAAUGAUAGAGCCAUCAAGGAGCCGCAGGGUAAGCUUCUGGGAGGCUCGUCUGCGGUCAACGGCCAGGCCUUCAUUGCUCCAUCUCAGGCCGGUAUCGAUGCCUGGGCGUGGCUCGGGAAUCCAACGUGGACCUGGGAAUCUCUCCUCCCAUACUAUCGCAAAUCAUACACUCUACAUGUGCCUGAUGAGCGGACCUGCAAGCAUCUGGACCUUGGCUGGAUCGAUGACAACGUAAAGGGAGUGGACGGCCCUAUCCAUGUCUCGUUCGCCGGCGUGGCGCAGAACCCCUUGAUCAAGGCCUGGAUAGAUGCUUUCAAGAGCUUGGGAUACAAUACCACGGCCGACCCGUUCUCUGGAAAGUCCAUCGGGGCUUAUAGCAACGCCUCCACCAUUCAUCCAACCACAAAGACUCGAAGCCAUGCUGGUAUUGAGUACGGCUUACCAGCGUCGAGGAGACCAAAUGUCAGAAUCAUGACAUGUGCGACAGCCCAGAGAAUCGUCCUGGAAGAUUCCUCUGAAGGUGUGGUGGCCAAGGGCGUUGAAGUUAACGUCGGUGGCAACAUAGAAACUAUCACGGCUAACACUGAGGUUAUUCUUGCUGCUGGAGCUUUCAACACCCCAAAGCUCCUUGAACUCUCUGGUAUAGGAGGUGCAGAAACCUUGAGUAGCGUUGGCAUCCCCGUCGUCAUCGAUAACUCUGGGGUUGGGGAGAAUCUGCAGGACCACCUGAUGACCGGAAUCAGCUUCGAGGUCGUUGAAGGUGUGGCCACCAGUGACCCUUUGAUGCGCCAGGAGGCUGAGGCGAUCCAGGAAGCUAUGCAGAUGUACACUGAGCAUAAGGCAGGGCCAAUGCUUAUUGGAGGAGUGCAGUCCAGUGCAUUCAUGCCUCUGUUCGAAUUUUCCAGUGUCGAUGGAGUAAGACGUAGGAAAGAGUUAUUUGAUACUCACCUUACGUCGAACUCCGACCAGGAGCAAGCCAUCCGUGCCAUUAUCGACGGCCCGGACGAGGCUACAUGUGCUAUGUUUAUGUUCCUAGCUCAGGCAAAUCUCCAUGAGAACAGCAGAAGCUUUGUUGGUCAAAAUCUCCUGCCAGGUAACUAUGUUAGCUUAGGCCUAUCGCUAGCUAUGCCCUUUUCCCGCGGGAGCACCCAUAUCACGUCCUCCAACCCCGAGGACAAACCAAAGAUUGAUCCACGCUUCUUCUCCCAUCCUCUAGAUAUAGAGAUCAUGGCACGGAGACUUAUAGACUUGGAGAGGCUACAUACACUCGACGGGCUCAAGGAUUUCAUCAAGCCAGAUGGGCAACGUAACCACCUAGAUGCUUUUCUAACAGACCUUGAUUCUGCAAAUAGGUAUCUACGUGAUACUGCGACCACCGCAUACCACACCUGUGGCACGGCCGCGAUGCUGCCACGAGAGAAAGGAGGCGUGGUCGACGAGAAGCUAGUCGUUUAUGGCACGAAGAAUCUUCGGGUCUGUGAUGCUAGCAUCUUUCCAUUGAUCACCCGUGGAAAUAUAAUGUCUACCGUUUAUGCCGUAGCGGAAAGGGCGGCAGAUAUCAUCAAAGGCAGAGCAUAG